Messenger RNA from Diceros bicornis minor, 650 nucleotides. Its product is annotated as adhesion G protein-coupled receptor E4-like. Bases 232 to 552 code for a protein of 106 amino acids. Lineage: Eukaryota; Metazoa; Chordata; Mammalia; Perissodactyla; Rhinocerotidae. The record is from RefSeq and is a predicted model, not a curated record. Gene Ontology annotation, molecular function: G protein-coupled receptor activity. The transcript is spliced from 4 exons. Gene Ontology annotation, biological process: adenylate cyclase-activating G protein-coupled receptor signaling pathway.
CGGCUGGCCUCGCUUGCGGCGUUAGCUUUCAGUGGUGCCAGCCCUGAAGCCCGAGGUCGACCUCAUGUGAGUCGCGGGGAAUCCCGGGCUGCGCCGGCGUCUUGCUUCCCCAGCCCUCGGCUUCCACUGGGGCGGGAUCCCCGUGCUCCGCAGGCGCCCGGGGAGAGUCAUGAUAUUUAAAGCCAUCACUCAGCUAUUUAUCCUGGGCUGUCCUCGGGGCCUUGGAUUUUUAUGGUUGAAGAAGUCGGGGAGACAAUCAGAUCAGUCGUUGCCUACGCAUUCAGCAUCAUCAAUGUCCUGCAGGGGGGGUUUCUCUUUGUGAUACACUGUCUCCUUAAUCGCCAGGUGCGAAUGGAAUACAGGAAAUGGUUUACUGGGAUGAGGAAAGGGGUUGAAAUUGAAAGCACUGAAGUGUCUCCCUCAUCUACCCACACCAAAAUGGAGGAACUGGGGAAGUCAUCAGAAUCCUAUCGCAGAAGAGACGCUGCAUCUGUCCAACCACAGCCUCAGAUUCAUCUUGUCACUGUUUCUUGGCAAAGAACAGGAAGCUGAGCUGUUUAUGGACGGCGCCCCACCCGUGGUCACAUAUGGAUGAGAACAACGCCACCAUCCAUCUUUCCUGUGAAAAUGAGUGCUGAUGUAUUCCUCUA